Messenger RNA from Thamnophis elegans (Western terrestrial garter snake), 1143 nucleotides. It is a transcript of the gene HTR1F, whose product is annotated as 5-hydroxytryptamine receptor 1F. The transcript has a single exon. Lineage: Eukaryota; Metazoa; Chordata; Lepidosauria; Squamata; Natricidae. Gene Ontology annotation, cellular component: plasma membrane. The coding region runs from base 28 to 1143 and encodes 371 amino acids. Gene Ontology annotation, molecular function: G protein-coupled serotonin receptor activity. Gene Ontology annotation, biological process: adenylate cyclase-activating adrenergic receptor signaling pathway. The record is from RefSeq and is a predicted model, not a curated record.
UAGGCAAAGACAAACUUCAAGGAAAUAAUGGAUUUCCUAAACUUUACUGAACAAAACUAUACACUGGAACAAAAUGAUACAGAAUCAUUUGAAAAAGUAACUUCCAAGAUUCUAGUUUCUAUUACACUUUCUGUUCUAGCAGUAAUGACAACAGUUAUCAACUCUCUAGUGAUGACUGCAAUAAUUGUGACAAGGAAACUCCAUCAUCCUGCGAACUAUUUAAUAUGCUCUUUGGCAGUGACUGAUUUCCUUGUGGCCAUCCUCGUCAUGCCUUUCAGCAUUGUCUAUAUUGUCAAAGAAACCUGGAUCAUGGGUGGGGUGAUGUGUGAUAUUUGGCUUAGUGUUGACAUCACCUGCUGCACCUGUUCUAUCCUGCACCUCUCGGCCAUUGCUUUAGAUCGCUACAGAGCAAUCACUGAUGCUGUGGAAUAUGCCAGGAAGCGAACACCUAAACAUGCUGGCUUUAUGAUUGCUAUUGUCUGGAUUAUUUCCAUCUUCAUUUCAAUGCCACCAUUGUUUUGGAGACAUCAAGCAACCAGCAAAGAUGAUGAAUGCAUCAUUAAGCAUGACCACAUUGCUUUCACUAUAUAUUCUACAUUUGGAGCAUUUUAUAUCCCACUAGCAUUAAUUCUGAUUCUUUACUACAAAAUAUACAAAGCAGCCAAGACUUUUCAUAGAAGGAGUAUGAGUCGGGUUCUUAAAGAGGAGGCCAAUGGGCAAGACCUCUUGGAAGCAAAUGAGAAAAGCUGCCGGCUUUCUUCAACCGCAUCAUGUACAAAAGAUAAAAGGUCCAACCCUUCGGGAGAUUUGGAGAGAAUUCGAUUUUCACUGAGAAGCCCUGAUUCGGAAUCUAAGAAUGAAAAAGGGUGGAAAAGGCAACGCAUUUCUACCACAAGAGAACGGAAAGCAGCAACUACCCUUGGUUUGAUUUUGGGUGCUUUUGUGAUUUGCUGGCUGCCUUUCUUUGUAAAAGAGGUGGUUGUUAAUACCUGUGAAAGAUGUCAAAUUUCAGAAGAAAUGUCUAAUUUUCUGACAUGGUUGGGCUAUAUCAAUUCUCUGGUUAACCCGCUGAUUUACACAAUCUUUAAUGAAGAUUUUAAGAAAGCAUUCCAAAAACUUAUUCAGUGCAGGACCUCUCUCUAA